CAGGCUGCCUGUCUGCCCGGACCCAGCCACGCCAUCCAUUUAUCCUGACGGGGCUCCACGGAUGUCUGGGCUCGCGCUGCGGGGUUCAGGUUGUGUCGAAGCGGACAGUUCGCGCGCAGAGGCGUCGGUGGAGGACAGCAGCUCGCCCGUGCAGUUUGAGCGUUUGCAGGAGCGUCUGUCUGAGUCGGGAGGCUGCCCAGACAGCGGAGGCGAAGCAGCAGGAUUGCAUACAGCAGAGUGCACACAGGGGCGCUCCGGAUAAGAAGCCAAAUUCUGCACUGCAGUGGAUUUCCUCAGGUGUGUGUGUAUGUGUGUAUGUGUGUGAGUGUGUAGAAGUGUGUGUGUGGGUGUCUGAUCGACAGUGGGCUCUGUACACUUUCUCAUUAACAUCCGAAGAACCCGCAGAAGCUUUGGGGCAUCGUCUGGAGGUCACCCCGUCCUAGAAAACUGUGCCACCCUUCCAGUUUCCAGACCUCCGAUCCGCCUCCCGCCCCUCCACCUCCUUUCUCUUCCUGUCACAGGGACAGUGUGGUGGUUUGUCUGUCUUUCUGUGUGUCCAGUUGGUUCCCAAACGCCAGCAGGCCUCAAGACUGGAGAUCUGUGGCCGACGGGUGGAUUCAUACUGUGGAUUUUUAAAGACUGCGAGGAUAUUCAACCAAAUCUGCAGUGUUAACGCAAAGAGCAGCCGACUGUUCACUUGGGGGACUUUUAUUUUUGGAUUAAGAAGGUUGGACCUGCUCUUCAGGGUGGCUAAAAAGGUGUCGAAUUCCACCUCAGGGACCAGAUUUUUAUCAUUUCCAUUGUGUCAUCAAAGUCAGCACGACACAGCAAAUCUCAGGCGCCAUCCCAGGUUUCCCAGGUUUGGGUCGAGUUCCAGUUUCAACUCAGGGAUUUUUAAGUAACAGAGUUCCCGUUUGGUAUUUUUCAAGGCAUUGAUUUUACUUUUAAAGCAGCAAACCUCAGGCAGCGUCUGCAUUUUUGGCUUUAGAACCAACCUAUGAACUGCCGUCGCCAUGGCUUCUGACAGCUUCCAGUACCGGGCGCUCUUUGAGUACAAGCGGGAGCGUGGGGAUGACAUCAGCCUCCAGCCGGGGGACCUGCUCACCGUGCCCAAGGCCUCGCUGAUGGCGGUGCCGGGCCGGGACUACCAGGACGGGGACGAGCGGAGCCCCAAAGGCUGGCUGCACGGCACCAACGAGAGGACCAAGGAGAAGGGAGACUUUCCAGGGACAUUUGUGGAGUACGUCGGGGUGGUGAGGGUCGGCCCUCCUGCGGCUAAAUCCUGGCCCAGGCCUGUGCCACCGACCCCCGGGGGGCUACAGAGCGCUGUGGGGGCUCAGCCUCCUGGAGCAGCUGCUUCAGGUGUGGAGGCGGAGCUUCUGUCUGAAGCGGCUCCUGUGGUCGUUUGGAGACUCAUCGAAACCAUCGAGAAACAUGGUUUGAACAGUGAGUCUCUGUAUCGAGCUCCUCCAGCCUCCAGUGGACCCGCAGAGCUGCGCCAGGCUCUGGACUCAGAUCCAGUCUCAGUGGAUCUGGACCAGUAUGAUGUGGUGUCUCUGUCUGAUGCCCUCAGAGGUUUCCUGCUGGAUCUUCCCGCCCCCAUCAUCCCCGCUACAGUCUACAGCGAGCUGGUCUACACUGCUCAAGAGAGUCAGAGUGUGGAGGAGUGCGGGGAGAGGCUGAAGAGGAUCCUGGAGUCUCCCAGCAUCCCUCAGGCCAACCACCAGCUCCUGGUCCACCUCAGCAGACACCUGGCCCUGGUCAGCCAGCUCAGCCAGGCCAGCCCCCGGCUGCUGGCCCAGUCCUUUGCCGAGACCGUCUUCAAGAACUCUCCCCUCAGUGCGGACGUGAACCCGGAGCAUCACGUCAGGAUCUUGGAGGCUCUAAUCACAACAGGAGGUCUCAUGGAGAUGCAGGCGGCACCAGCUCUUCCUCCGAAGCCAGCGAAGCCCCAGCAGCCCUCCUCGGUCGGGGUGGGCGGGGGCAGCAGCAACGGCACCAAGGAUGGAGGAGCAGGAGGCUCACUGCAAGAGGCUGAGUGGUACUGGGGAGACAUAUCCAGGGAGGAGGUGAACGAUAAGCUCAGAGACAUGCCUGAUGGGACCUUCCUGGUUCGGGACGCUUCCACCAAGAUGCAGGGCGACUACACGCUCACACUGAGGAAAGGGGGCAACAACAAGCUGAUAAAGAUCUACCAUCGGGAUGGGAAGUACGGAUUCUCCGACCCCCUGACGUUCAGCUCGGUGGUGGAGCUCAUCAGCCACUACCGACACGAGUCUCUGGCUCAGUACAACACCAAGCUGGACGUCAAACUCAUGUACCCCAUCUCCCGCUUCCAGCAGGACCAGCUGGUAAAGGAGGAUAAUAUUGAUGCUGUGGGGAAGAAGCUGCAGGAAUACCACAAUCAGUACCAGGAGAAGAGCAAAGAGUACGACAGACUGUACGAAGAAUACACCAAGACGUCGCAGGAGAUCCAGAUGAAGCGGACGGCCAUCGAAGCCUUCAACGAGACCAUCAAGAUCUUCGAGGAGCAGUGCCACACGCAGGAGCGCUACAGCAAGGACUACAUCGAGCGCUUCCGCCGCGAGGGCAACGACAAGGAGAUCGAGCGGAUCAUGAUGAACUACGAGAAGCUCAAGUCUCGGCUCGGGGAGAUCCACGACAGCAAGGUGCGGCUGGAGCAGGACCUGAAGACGCAAGCCAUGGACAACCGCGAGACCGACAAGAAGAUGAACAGCUUGAAGCCCGACCUCAUACAGCUCCGCAAGAUCAGGGACCAGUAUCUAGUCUGGCUCAAUCACAAAGGAGUUCGUCAGAAACGAAUUAACGACUGGCUGGGAAUCAAGAACGAGAACACUGACGAAGGCUACUUUGUGAGCGAGGAGGACGAGAACUUGCCUCACUACGACGAGAAGAGCUGGUUCGUCGGGGACCUGAACAGGACGCAGGCCGAGGAGCUGCUCCUCGGGAAGCCGGACGGAGCGUUCCUCAUUCGAGAAAGCAGCAAAAAGGGCUGCUACGCCUGCUCUGUCGUCGUCGAAGGCGAGGUGAAGCACUGCGUCAUCUACAGCACGCCGCGCGGCUUCGGCUUCGCAGAGCCCUACAACCUGUACAGCAGCCUGAAGGACCUGGUGCUCCACUACCACCAGACCUCCCUGGUGCAGCACAACGACUCGCUCAACGUGCGCCUCGCAUACCCCGUCUACGCACAGAUGCCCUCCGGACGCAGAUGAACCCCCUACACCCACCCCCCCCACACACAUAGACAACAAACCAACCCCACCUCUCUGAGGGGAAGGCAGAGUGAAGGAUGGGAGGAUGAGGGGAGGGGAUUGGUUGAAAUACAAAGCAACCCCCAACACCAGACCCGAUACAGAUAGAAACACUUGCUGCAACACACACGUCAGCCACCUUGGAGUUAUAUAUUUUUACAAGAACAAUUUCGGAGGGCAUUCUUUCUAAAGACUGCUUGAUUUGCACAAGGAAGUUUUAAAUGUUUGUGAAUGUGAAAAAAAAAAACAUGACUGAAGGAAAGGAAGGAAGGAAACGGAGUAGGAGACUUCAGAGUUUCAGGUUGACCCCGCUGCUACCUAAACUCCAGCUCAGACUUUUUACCAGAAACUCAAAAAAAAAAAACCCAACACGAAUGACGACGAAGACGACAACUAAACAUUCCCAUUUUAGAUCCUUUCUUUUGUUUCCCGUUAUUAUAUUUUCCACCUCAGAUGAUUCUAUUAUUGUUUCUGGAGUCGUUUUCAUGUUUCCUUCUGUUUUUACUUUGUUUGUGGUAAAUGCAAGAGGAGAUGAUGUCAAGUGUCUGUUCUCUGUCCCUCUCCGUACGAAAAGCAAAAAUAAUGUAGCAUAACGAGACAACGGACGCUUGUUGUUUUUAUGAAGCGUUCCUCCAUGUAGACUGCUGCUGAAGGGUUAAAGGGGGUGGGAGAGGGCGGGAGUCGAGGGGAAGGGAGGGGGGCACAAACCAGUUUUGUAGUCUUGAGAGAAGGACUAAAGGCUUGCUUUUAUACUAACUGUAGAUGGGUUUUUUGUUAUUUUUGCUUUGCUGGAACAUAGUUGUUUUGCUAAAUGGCAAUGUCACAGAUCAGAACCAGAGACCAAAGUUGGAGAGGGAGGGGAAAGAGUCAGCUAGUGUGUUAGUUGGUUUUUCUUUCUUUCUUUUUGUGAACGGAGUGAAGGAAAAGCAAAAGCGAAUGGUGUGUUUGAGACCACACAUAAAACCGAGUUUUGGGGCCACGUGCUUGUGCACCAAAUAGCCUUUUUUUUUUUCUUUCUUUCUUUGGAAAACCAAAUGGUACGUAGACAGAACCACCAGGACCGUCUGUGAAUACAGACGGCCGAGUAAGAAGCACUUAAACAAAGUCCCAUCUGUGACCUCAGCGGCUCUAUGUUGCUCCAGCCAAACUAAAGCAGUCAGUCGAGUCUUGUUAAGCUGCGUUUCCACCCAAAGCACCCAGAACAUUUAGCUCCAGGAACUACAAGGUUUCUUCUGCCCAAAGUAGGCAAAUUACUUCGCUAACAUACAGAAAGUGAUUUCUCAUGCAGUUUUUGCACAACUCUACACGCUUUCUUCUGUAACUCAAUGCUGAAGCAAAAUGAACCCAAAUGAAAAUGGUUUGCAGCUGAAAUAAAAUGCAGUGAAAACUCAACCAAUUGGAAAUGUUUGGCACUGCAAGCCCCAACCCCAAAGCCCAUUUUAAGGGUUAAAUAAUGUCGCUGGAACUUAAUUUCUUUUUGUGGAAACGCUGCUUUAGUUGCAGCCCGAGCCAAAACAUCACCCUGUUUUCUGGCAUCUGCAGAGGUCGCUUUCUAAUGCCGCAGACUCGGCUGAAAUAUUGGAUUUAAAAACUAUAAAAUAUGGAGCGUUAAGUGACCCAAAUCACAGAACAACGUACAGAGCGCUGAGGUCACAAAUGUUAAACUUAAACCAGACAAGAAAAGGUUUUUACAGAUGGUCAGUUUCACCAAAAUCAUCCUUUUGAAAGGAAAGCAUGAAGGAAAAAUACAAACCAGUCUGACCAUUGAACCUGAAACCCAUUUUAUGUGUGGUUUAUAAAAAGCGAGCGAGCGAUACGUUGAAUAUAUGGCUGUGGGUUGAAAAACUGGGACUGUUCUUGUGUUUUUGUUUUGUUUUCAGAAAUAAUAAGCUUUUGAUUAAAAUGUUUUAAUGUGUAACACGGAGAGCAGGUAGACGGAGGCCACGUCCCCGAGCUGAAGACACAGGCUUUAGAAGAAAAUACUGAAAACUUGAAAGAACGUGCAAUCUAGCGUUGUGUAGUUCAGCAGUCACGCAGAGGGAGAGAGAGAGAGAGAGAGAGAGAGAGAGUUUGAGAUGCACUAAGGUCCAAGAGAUAAUCAAAGUGCACAGUGAAGCUUUUGGAGUGAAACUUUUUGAUUGUCAGAUUCCUUCAGUUUCCUCUUUAUUAAUUAUUUUUGUUUGAAUUCAACACUUCUUGCCGGUGCUUGACUUUAUAACCAGUGACACCAUCACACAAUAAAAAAUAUCUUGACAAACUGAAAGAGAAAAACAAAACCAAGUCGCUUCUAUUCUUCCUUACCGAUUACCGAUUGGCUGAAGAUGCCGCUCAACCAUUGGCUGCUCGCUCGGGGAGAUUCCCGAACUGAGACACGCCCGGAUUUUUUUUUUUUUUUUUUUACAGGAUAACGUUUGAGAGGGCGUCUACCCAAAAAACCCUAAAACGAUGCUGGUUACAAAGUCAGACAAAGCACCUCUCCUCACUCUGUCGUCUGUGGUGUUUUUCGCAAUUUGACAAGGCGCCAUCAGAGUGUACGGUCCACACACACACACACACGCACACACAGAGGUACGUUUGAAGGUGUAUCAGGUUGUAGGAAGAGGGCCAUUGUUUGAGGAGUCAUUGCGAGUGAAUGAUACAACAUUGGUUGUACCCACCAUGUGUUUAUCUAUGCCCCCGUCUCAAUGUCCUCCUCAACACCCCGACAGUGUAUCAGCCCCCCCGGCUUUCGAGAUUGUCCGCUCACAAGGUUUCGUGGAGUUGAAAGCCAUUGAAAGUACCCGGUCUCCUGUAUUUUACCAGAGACUGAAUCAGUUCGUCCCAGAGCGAAAUCCAGUUUGGCCUGUUUAACGUCAGAAAGAUGUGAAACUAUUUCAGUAAAUUUCUGACAAUUCUACAAACAAAAAUGCAAAAAUCUUAUUUAUCUAAUUUUUAUGCAUUUAAAGAAGCAAAAUUGGCAACAGGAGCAUCUCUGAAAUAAAAUCUGUUGGAGCAUCAUUAAAAACGAGGUUUAAAUAUCGUUAAUGGUAAUAAAGUUCCAGGGAUAUCUGCAUAAAAGAAGUACUUACUGUGACUUCCUUCAAGGUUUUUAUUGUACGAUGGCAUCCAGACGGAGUCCCUCAAAACAAAAAGUUAAAUGCAAAUUAGUGCAUUAAAGAGUAAAUUGUUAAUGCAGCCUGCAGCCAGUUGUGUAUCUGAGAGAGCUGCAACCCAAAGGUCACUAAUUGCUUUUGAGGACAGGCCAAAUUGGAUUUAGCUUGAAGCCGACUGCCAGCCCCCCAGUUGUCCCUCUUUUAAAUCCCAGUUCAGCUAAAAACAGUAAAGAAAGAAACGGGAUAGACUGUGUCCGCACAGCUGGUCGGAACAGUGGCGAGAUGUUUGCUGUGUCUCAUUUCAGGGGCUCGCUUUCGAAUUCAGACGAGAAAUUUGACCUUUUUCUUUUGGUCUUUUGUGGAAGAAAACUCAAUUUGCUUCUAAGUUUGAGCUCAGUAUGACAUGUAGAAAUGUCAGAAACACAAAAGCUCAUCCAGGAUUCAGGAGAUCCUUUGUUUGCUUUCCUCUGCAGGAUGUUUCUGCAGUUUCUCUUGCCUUUUCGACGGGUCGCACAAACUGCGGCUACAAGUAUUAACUUGAUCUUUCAGGGUGAAUUUAGUAAGAUUUUUCACAUAUAUAUUCUGCUUCUGAAUUGGGACACAGCCCUUUUUUUGUAUCUGUCGGCAUCCACCUGUGACGACGGUCUUUGACCUCUCUCGGACUAACGGGGGACACCAAGGCGGGGUUUAAAGAUAUAAUCUUGAAUGUACAAAAAAAAAAAGGAUCGGUCCGGAUCCGAAGCUGGGUUAUUUUAUUUGUUUCUCCUUUCUUUCUUUAAAAAGCACCGCAGUCGCGUUCAGAAACGAUCCUAACUCUCCAGGUGCUACCGGAAACGCAGGCCCGUUCAAUUCGCCAGACUUUUCAACGUCUCCUUCAUGACGGUCAUUAAACCCUCAGGUGUUUCAAGUUUACCGUAGAAACUACCACACAACAAAGCCAGCGAUUUGAAGAAAAAAUAAAGAAAUAAAUCAGGGUUUUUUCUGCAUCGAUACUUAAAAUCACUCUCAGUCGAUUAAGCUAGAUACCACCCCCCCCACCCCCCCACCCCCACAUGACUUUUCAACUUUUGUAGUGUCCUCACUUCAAGAGUUUUGUCCCUCAUGGCUUCGCGUAGCUUAGACGCAGCAUCAUUCGCCUUCCCCUCCAUCGCCACACAGUCCGAAGGAUUUUAUUUCAUUUUAUCAGCUGACUUAUUGUUUUUUGGGUUUUUUUCGAAAUAGGGGGAACUCAAAAAAAACUCUAUUACUUGAACUAUAUUGCAUUGCUCACUGUUGAAUGUCUUUAUAUGAAAAUUAUACAUUUAUUAAAGAAAAAAACAAACAAAAAACGAAGAGUUCCCUUUUGUUUUACAGCGAGCAGGGCCGGGGGUUUUUAAGAGUUUUAUGACAGAUGUACAGUAUUCGUUACAGGCAAAAACGUAGAGCUACUUUUAGGAGGGAAGGAGGCGCUUUUUUGAAACUUUUUCUCAGAGAUAUGUUCGGAUCUUUUCCUUCACAGAGGGCUUUGUCUGAAAAAUUGCACACAUUUAUCAUCUACAAGAGACUCGUGUUAAUAUUUACCUGUGAUGUCUGCGUCAUGACUCACACUUACACAGAGAUGUAUCUAUCGUAUAUAUAAAGCUGAAAGAUAUUACAGUUUGAAGGGUUGUUUUGAGUCAACUGUUUUUGUUCCCCCUCCCACCUCCACCUCCCAAACCACUGCCCCCAAAACAUUUAGACCAAAGAUUUCAGUUCUUGUUGAUCCUUCAGUUGUCGAUCAUUGGAAAGGUUUCAGUGAUGUUUUGAUCUCCAUUGCCUUCGUGUGAAUGAGCGUCCCGUACAGCGAACAGUUGGUCGAUCUGUGUUCACGCAGGUACUUAUGCGGCACGUCAGGAAGAAUCCGUCUUUUAAAGUCCUCGUUCGAUGAUGAUGAUGAUGUCCCCCCCUCCUUCCCCCCCCGUGGUAAAAUCAAUCAGAUUUAACUCGAUCUGCACUCUUCAGUUUAUGUGCUGUUUGAUAUAAACUGACUUCUGUUGAGGAUUUGAAAGAAAACUACCAAAAGUCACAGCUUUUUUCUCACCCGCGCUACUCCAUAUAUAUAUAUAUAUAUAUAUAUAUAUAUAUAUAUAUAUAUAUAUAUAGUUGCACAUGAUGACCAUAGCUGGAGUUUGAAAGUUUGAAGGUUUUCUAUUUCUUGGUUGAAAAUGUUCUGCAGAAAUCUGUGGAACGUGGAUUUUCACAUUUUAAAUAUAAUAUCUCCUUUUUCAGGACUUCUGGGCUUCAUUUAAUGUCCCAAAAACACAAAAUCUACAAGUUAUUACCUUGUAAUUGUGCAAGAUUUGUAGUUUAAUGUAACUUGAUUUGAUUUAGCAUUUUAAAAUCUCAUCCUGUCCGAAUUCUGCAGCAGGUACGGAAGGCCAACUGGGCCUUUUUUUAACACGUUUCAUGAUUGUUUUACACUUGACAGAUUUCUGCAGGGUGAUUUCCCUUCAUGUCUCACUCCACCACAACAUGCAAUAUUCCCUUUUCUGUCAGCGAGGGGGUUCGUGAUGGAGGGGCACAUGUUUUCCCUCAGGUGCGUCGACCCCCAUAACACAGUCCAGGUGUUUUCUUGAAUGGGCAGGGUUUUUCGCUCGUAGUAGUACCAGGUGGAAAGAAGAAGCAGUAGUUUAAAGGAAGGGUUAUUGGGACAAACCAAAAUAUCUGUUUUGUCAAGUUUACUUUUACAGACUGUUUAGUAGAGUUUUCACUUUGGAAAACUCUAACUCUAAAUAACUCCAGGAAACAGGCGAAGGUUCACCUCUUAGAAAACAAAAAAAGGUACAUUUUGAGUCUAACAAAAAGGUGCAGUCGCUGUAACAAAAAGGUACAAUAAGCCUGCUGUUACCUUAUCUUUCUGAGUGUUUAUACUCACAACCACCCCAGGACUGUUAAAAUAGCAACUGUCUGUUGUUCCUCUACUACUAUUACUACUAUUAUUACUACAAAUACUACUACUCACCCUCAAGCAGUUCUGCAAAGUUUUAUUUGCAGCCAGGUUUGAAUAUGUUUGUGAUUCUCACCGAGGAGUCGUGUUGUGUUCUUACCACUGCUUAUCUGAUCACAGUACCCAGCACAGCUUUGAGGAGUAACAGCUUCUUAUAUAUAUAUAUGAAAAUAAAGAACUUUUAAAAAAACGAACUUAAAAAAAAAGAUUUUAAAAAAAAAGUGUAUAUGACACCCCGCCCUUCCCGCCCCUCUCCCCGCCUUUUACCCUCUUUUACCCCCUUUUUGACAUACGUACAGAUCCAGCAUGCAUAUUUGGUACUCUUGACUGUUGUUUUUUGUGUAUAAAAGAAAAAUGGUAAAAAAGAUGUCUUUGGAAAACAACUGUUAUUUGUCUGUUUAUGGUGUAUUCAGAUCUGAAUUUAAUAUAGCAAGUUUAACAUCACUGCUUACAGCUGAAACAAGUUCCAGUCCUUUUUGUGUCAGUUGUUUAAUGCUUUAACAACGAAAUGCUGAGAAAGACGACCAUUACUGUAGAUAUUAUGGUCUGUAAACUGAAGCUAAUGUUGUCUUAGUGCAACGGUGCGAUUAAACAUUUCAACAAAACUAUAUUUUUGACUCUUCAGUCUGAUCACCACCUCAGAGGUCAGAUGGUAAGACAGUUUGCUGUUGGUUAACGGCACAAAUUUGGUGACACAAUUGACCCAUCUGAAGCCCCGCCCCUUUUUGGACUACUCCAAAACAGCUGAGCAAGCCUCAGUGAACUCAUUUGUUUCCUGUACUUAGAAAUCCUACAUGAUAGGCUAAUCUAUGUUGAAAAGGCAACCAAAUUUUGAACUAUAUAUAGCUAAUGUUAACAAAACACUACCUAGCUAAUCUACAUCAAUCGUUAGCUGCCAAGUUACAUCUGAUUGCUCAAGUUAUGAACACAAGCUAAUUAGCUAUCUAGGAUUAAUGUAGAUUAGAUAGCUAAAGCUGACUGAAAUGACGGGACUUUUGAAUCUGAUCCGACUACCCUCUGAUUGAUCAACUGUUCUAAGUGUUUGACCGCCGAGUAACAAACGAAGGCUGCUGGACUGUAACUGGUCUCUUUCUCAGUGUUGCCCUCUGCCAUACCUGCUACCGGCUUCUCUUGGUAUUCUCUCUUUGAAAUGGUUUUGGCCCAUCACGAUUCACUUUACUUUCUUGUAUCGGUUGCAAUAGUUUGUUGGUUGUAGAUUCUCCGUUUGUUUAUGAGCUGAACUCAUGUACGUUUAUCAGUGGAGCUCCACCAUAUUCAGUUCUCUUGCAGAAUAAAAGAAAAUAUUUUGUUCAAAUACAAA
Dicentrarchus labrax (European seabass) is the source of this 10650-nucleotide messenger RNA. It is a transcript of the gene pik3r3b, whose product is annotated as phosphoinositide-3-kinase, regulatory subunit 3b (gamma). The coding region runs from base 1014 to 3233 and encodes 739 amino acids. The record is from RefSeq and is a predicted model, not a curated record. Gene Ontology annotation, cellular component: phosphatidylinositol 3-kinase complex. Gene Ontology annotation, molecular function: protein binding; 1-phosphatidylinositol-3-kinase regulator activity. Gene Ontology annotation, biological process: insulin receptor signaling pathway; phosphatidylinositol phosphate biosynthetic process. Lineage: Eukaryota; Metazoa; Chordata; Actinopteri; Moronidae. The transcript has 15 exons.